Silurus meridionalis is the source of this 2469-nucleotide messenger RNA. RefSeq names its product ankyrin repeat and SOCS box containing 14a (gene asb14a). NCBI's taxonomy places the organism in Eukaryota, Metazoa, Chordata, Actinopteri, Siluriformes, Siluridae. The record is from RefSeq and is a predicted model, not a curated record. Gene Ontology annotation, biological process: intracellular signal transduction. The coding region runs from base 215 to 1972 and encodes 585 amino acids. The transcript is spliced from 10 exons. Gene Ontology annotation, molecular function: protein binding.
CAUAAAUAACCCUGAGUGCAGCUCAGGAGUCGCACAACAUUUACUAACAGCGGUAUAACUCUUCAGCUGCUCACUGUCAGUUCAGUUUUACGAACCAGAAGCAACCACACGGGAUUACGCUGGAUUGUAACAGCGUCAGCCUUCCAGAGUGAUUUCUUUGGGGAACGCUGACAGUGGUGGAGAAGCUGCUUCGGAGAUCUGAGUUACAGCCGCUAUGGAUUUCGAGACGUCAGGAGAGAUUUUUGACGAAGAUGUGGCAACUCAGUACAUGAUAGAACAAAGUCUUCUGGGAAACACUAAGCAGACUGAGUUUAGGGACAUAUUGUCUGAAGAUGGAUGCAGGAUCAUACAGACCAGUCCAGAAAGGGAUAAAAUAUCCAGUGCCAUUAAACGAGGUGAUGAAGCUGAGCUUCGUAAACUUACAAUCCAUCAGUCGUCUUUCUCCGAGGAGAACAGUGAAGGCCAGAUUCUCCUACACGAGGCAGCAAUGCAGAACAACCAGCACAUCCUGGAGAUUAUUUUCAAAGCAUCUCCCACAGACGCUAAGUCUGCAAAAACUCAUCAAGGCAAGACAGCCCUCUAUUUGGCUGUAGAGAAGGGGCUCUUGGAAAAUGCCUGCUACCUUUUGGACAAUGGAAGCAGCCCAGAUUGCCUGGACAAUGAUGAGGACUCGCCUCUUGUCAUUGCUAUACGAAACAACCACUAUGACAUGAUGAAGCUUCUUAUCUGCUUUAAAGCCAGCGUAAAUCAAAAAUUAGCGCACUGCAGAACGGCACUCCAUGAAGCUGCCCGUCUGGGCCUGACAGAUUCUGCAAAGCUGCUGCUGAAGUCUGGAGCUGAACCUGAUCCCAGGAGCACGUACGGCCUCACGCCUCUGGCUCUGGCGGCACAAGCUGGCCACUUGGAGAUAGUGCGGGAACUCCUAUGCAGAGGUGCUGAUGUGGAUUCUCAAGCUCAAGACUGGGCCACUAUCCUUUACGAAGCUUCUGCAUCCGGGAACCCUGAGGUCAUCUCUCUGCUGCUGGAGCAUGGCGCUGAUGCUAACAUCCCCAAACACACAGGCCACCUACCAAUUCAUAGAGUGGCCCAUCGUGGAUAUGUGGAAGCUCUGGCUCUCCUAAUUCCUGUGACCACAUUUGAGGCAGUGGAGGAGAGCGGCAUGAGCCCCCUGCACUCUGCCGCAGCUGGUGGACAGGCCCAGUGUCUAGAGAUGCUACUCAAUGCUGGCUACGACCCCAACUUCAUGCUUAACCCUUGGGUGAGGCGCAAUUAUGACGACCAGCGCAGGUCCGCUUUGUACUUCGCAGUAACCAAUGAAGAUCUGUCCUCCACCAAGUUGCUCUUGGAGGCUGGUGCAAUGCCCAACCAGGACCCUGUUAAGUGCUUGCAGGUGGCCCUGCGCCUUGGAAAUUACGAACUGAUCAACAUUCUGCUUAGAUACGGUGCCAACGUCAAUUACUUAAGCAGGGUGAACACCACGCACUUCCCUUCAGCUCUGCAGUACGCCCUGAAGGAUGAAGUUCUGUUGAGGAUGAUUUUUAAUUAUGGCUAUGACGUGCAACUCUGCUUUGACUGUCCAUAUGGCGAAAGAGCUCAUGUGCCAGAUGAUUACGAGGGCUGGACCAACACUGUCAUCAAAGAUACCAUGUUCUGUGAGGUGAUAUGUGUUAACUGGCUGAAACACCUCUCCGGAAGCGUGGUGCGUAUCAUGCUAGAUUACGUCGACCACGUCAGGUUUUGCUGCAAAAUUAAGACAACUUUGAUGGAGCAAAAACAGUGGCCGGAAAUCUGCAAGAUUCAAGAGAACGCGCGCUGCUUGCAGCACCUGUGCCGACUGACGAUCAGGAGAUGUUUGGGACGACUGCGCCUCAGAGCUCCAGUCUUCAUGAGCUUCCUGCCUUUGCCGAACCGCCUAAAGGAAUACAUCUUAUACAGAGAAUAUGAUCUUUAUAGGCAGAUGAGCAGCAGUUAAAAUGAGCUAGGAGAUAUGCCAGGGUUGAGUGAGAUUCAUAGAACUGUUCUUUGUUUCUACAAAUGACUUUGUGUUUGGCUGGUUUUAGCACCACGUGUAGAUUAGCGUCAAUAAUGGACACAAUUUGUUUAAGAUGCAGUUUAAAUUAAUAAGAUACAAUUUUUUUUAUGUGCAUUCAUGUAUAGUUUUUAUUCAGCUUUUUUUUAACACAGUAAGUCAUGUACAUUAUGUAAAUGCUGAAUUUGUAAAAAAAAAAAAAAACAGAAUCAUGCCACACCCCCUUUUGGAUUAAGAAGAGAAAUACAUAUCAUGUAGGUAUAUUUUUCCUUGUAGCUGUCUCUGUCUAUACAUUUGUUUAGCUCAAUUUGCAAUAAAGGAAUUAAAAGGUUCAUGUGGUGCGGUUAACAUUGUCACAUUGGAUAUGAAUUGUAAGAGAAACACCGGGUGAGGGGUGAGGUGGUUGUAGCUGCCAAAGUGUGCUUUGAAAUAAUUUAUAC